Messenger RNA from Nannochloropsis gaditana CCMP526, 1073 nucleotides. RefSeq names its product solute carrier family 31 (copper transporters) member 1. Gene Ontology annotation, biological process: intracellular copper ion homeostasis; copper ion transmembrane transport. The record is from RefSeq and is a predicted model, not a curated record. Gene Ontology annotation, cellular component: plasma membrane. The transcript has 4 exons. The coding region runs from base 1 to 768 and encodes 255 amino acids. Gene Ontology annotation, molecular function: copper ion transmembrane transporter activity.
AUGCGUCGCUAUUCUCCCGCUUAUUACCUCUCACAUGGGCAGCUUUUUGUACUCGGAAGCAUUUGCAGAGGAAAGCACGGUCAUCAAGGACGCACCGCAAAGAUGGAUAUGGAUAUGCCCGGCAUGGAUAUGGACAUGCCCGGGAUGGACAUGGGGGGAAUGGGGGAUAGCGGGGGCUUUUGCCAGGGGGAGGGAAGCGUUAUGAACAACGGCUUCGUUUUCAUGCCGCAGGACGGGUACUGCAUCCUCUAUCUAUUCCAAGGGGCCGUGGUGAACACGGCGGGCAAAUACGCCGGGGCCCUCAUCGGCACUUUUUUCUUGGCUUUUUCUGUCGAGGCCUUGCGUCACUUUCGUCUGUGGAUGAGGUUGCGCCGCGCCACCGUCGUUCUCGCGCACGGAGAAAAGGAAGGAGAGGUCGUGACCGGGCCUCCCCUCCGGGCUCAAGUGCUGCCUAUUUUCUUAGAAGCGCUUCUUUUCGGCGUGCACAUGUUCGUGGCCUACCUCAUCAUGUUGUUGGUCAUGCUGUAUGAAUGGGCCAUUUUCAUCUCCCUCCUGCUGGGCCUGGCCGCCGGGUAUUUUACUUUUGAAAUGUGGGAGGCCUAUAGGGUCGCGAAUAAGAAGCAACUUCCAAGUGCCAUUGGGGCUAUUGGUGGGGGUUGUGGCUGUGUGGACGAAGUGAUUCACGUGGCUGCCGAAUCGACAAUUCACCCUGGACAUGGAGGGCAGCGAAAUGGAAAUGGCACCCAAAAUUCUGGGGAUAAGGUUUAAAUGAACAUACAAGGAAAGUGAGGGAACCAAGAUUGAAGGUGCAGCAGGGCUAUGCGCAAAGUGAGAGCAGUCAUUGCAAGUUCCUGUACGACUUGUCAAGUGAUAGACAAGAGAAUGUUGCCAGGUGAUAGACAAGAGAAUGUUGGAGGAUGGGCGUUAAUGGACUUGAUUGUGUUUAGUCGUACGUGGUGCGUGCGAGGCCACUUUUUUGAGUAAGAAAGCAACGAGAAGCUGCUCAAUUCCUGCCAAGCCAGGAACCGCGGACAUUCUCAAUCUAAAUAAAAUGAAAUGACCAUAGGGCAUGA